Molecule: messenger RNA, 800 nt
Organism: Anopheles maculipalpis
Lineage: Eukaryota; Metazoa; Arthropoda; Insecta; Diptera; Culicidae
Exons: 3
Coding region: 75-722 (215 amino acids)
Source: RefSeq, a predicted model, not a curated record
UCCACGAGCUAAACCACGAGUGAGUGUGUGUGUGUGUAAUCAGCACCAGUGGCAACCGUUCCACCCACCGUAAGAUGCCGUGGGGUUGCCUCUGUUCAAAGGAGAAAAAACGGCCCCAAAUCAGCAGUCCGAUACUGAACCCGGAGGAUACUCAGAAGCUUCAGUUGCUUCCCGCCGUUAGACGUCCGUUGCUAUCGGAUGCGGAGAAACUCGAGCAACGGUUGCUGGCCCCGAACCCUAACGCUGACUUCGACAACGAAAGUAGCGAAGAAACGCAACCUCCGAACGAUGCUGGCCGUGAUCGACUACAGCAGCAGCUGCUCCAGAAGUCGCGCCUCAAGUCCUCGAACCUUAAGAGCACUACGUACACCCGGAACACCGAAAACGACAAGCUAACACGGCACCUGAACACCGUCAAGUUCAGUUUCGAUGAACCCGUACCACAGAAGGCUGAAGGAGUGGUGGGCAAACCACUCCGGAAGUCGUCCGAACGGAGUGAACCUCCUCCAAAGCCUGAUCGUAGGAUAACCUCAGCAGUAACGCAACAGAUUGUGGUAAAGCUACCGGACACGGCUGGUAAUGUGUCGCUGGAGCAGCAUCACACGGACGAGAUCGAUUGCAAUGGUAAUGGGAACUAUGACAUUGUCCCGACGAUUAAAAUCAGUGGCGAUGGUGUCCACGGCGCAUACCGUUCAUCGAUGAGGAUCCCACCCAGAUAUUGAGACAGCUGAAUGCGAAUCCACAGCGAGGACAAAACUUUCAUGACGCUCGUAUCAUUACGCUGACACCAAAGAACGUUG